AAUUAAAAAUAAACUAUAAAUAAUUUAAUUAUAAAUUUGAAUAUAAUUAUUGUCCACAAGUAAAUUUUUUUUAUUCAAAAAUUUUUAUUUAUAUAAAAAUUGAUAAAAAUAAUAAUGAUUUUCCCCUGAUUUCCCCUAUAAUAAUUUUCUCCUUCUCUUCAACAACACAAGCCACAAGGCCAUUCAACACUGUACAACAACCAAGCUCCAGUUUUUUUUUCAUUUUUUUUGCCAGUUUUCAAUCCGUUUGCAUCCGCGUACCGCGUGCACCUGUCUAGCAAAUCUCAUCAUCCAAAUAUUUACAACAAACUAAAUUUGCUAACGCAAAUUUUUCAUAAUUUAUAACAUAAAUUAUAACAAUUAAAUAUUGUAAAUAUGGCUAACAAACAACGUGUUUGUAUUAUUGGCUCAGGAAAUUGGGGAUCAGCAAUUGCCAAGAUUAUUGGAGCAAAUGCAAAACGUUUGGAUAAUUUUGAAGAUGAAGUAACAAUGUAUGUCUACGAAGAGAUGAUAGACGGUAAAAAACUCACAGAAAUUAUCAAUGAAACCCAUGAGAAUGUCAAGUAUUUACCAGGUCAUAAAAUACCAGAAAAUGUGAUUGCUGUUCCGGAUGUUGUUGAUGCUGCUCAAAAUGCUGAUAUUCUUGUAUUUGUUGUACCUCAUCAAUUUAUUCGUCGGAUAUGCAGUACUUUAUUGGGAAAAUUGAAACCAAAUGCAGUUGGUCUUUCUCUUAUAAAAGGUUUUGACAAAAAAGAAGGUGGUGGAAUACAAUUAAUUUCUCAUAUAAUAACUGAACAAUUAAAUAUACCCAUGGCUGUUCUUAUGGGUGCUAAUUUAGCAUCUGAAGUUGCUGAUGAAAUGUUUUGCGAGACAACAAUAGGCUGUAAAAAUAAAGAUACCGGUCUUAUUUUACGUGACAUGAUUCAAACAAACUUUUUUAGAGUUGUUGUUGUUGAUGAUGUUGACUCUGUUGAAUGUUGUGGAGCAUUGAAGAAUAUUGUAGCAUGUGGAGCUGGAUUUGUUGAUGGUCUUAGCUUGGGUGACAAUACAAAAGCUGCUGUUAUAAGAUUGGGUCUUAUGGAAAUGAUUAAAUUUGUUGAUCUAUUUUUCCCCGGUGGUAAUUUAAGCACCUUUUUUGAAAGUUGUGGAGUUGCUGAUCUUAUCACCACAUGUUAUGGUGGAAGAAACAGAAAAGUAUCAGAGGCUUUUGUUAAAAAGAACAAGCCAAUUGAUGAACUUGAAAGUGAAAUGUUAAAUGGACAAAAAUUGCAAGGACCAAUAACUGCUGAAGAAGUCAACUACAUGUUGAAGCUCAAAGGAAUGGAAGAUAAAUUUCCACUUUUUACUGCUGUUCACAAUAUUUUUAUUGGAAAAGAAAAAGUCAUUGCUUUCAUUGACUGUAUACGCAAUCACCCUGAACACAUGUAAGCUCAAAAAAAAAAAAAAAACAAACCCUACAAACAAAGAUACGUUAUAGAAAAUACUAAAUUUUAUCUUAUCUAGAAUCUCUGAGCCCAUUGGGUAAGGCUUUUGAUUUUGAAUCUGUUUAUUAUUUCAUUUUUCUUUAUUUUAACUCGCAUUCCUUAUUAAUCUUUACUUGAAAUGUUUGUCAAGUUGAACGACAUCAUUUAUAAAUUAUGAACAAAUUAAUUAUUUAUUCACUUCUAUUUAUGAAAAAGCUAUUACACUUCUAAUCAAAG
Aphidius gifuensis is the source of this 1700-nucleotide messenger RNA. RefSeq names its product glycerol-3-phosphate dehydrogenase [NAD(+)], cytoplasmic-like. Gene Ontology annotation, cellular component: glycerol-3-phosphate dehydrogenase (FAD) complex; cytosol. Gene Ontology annotation, biological process: carbohydrate metabolic process; glycerol-3-phosphate catabolic process. The record is from RefSeq and is a predicted model, not a curated record. The transcript is spliced from 7 exons. Gene Ontology annotation, molecular function: protein homodimerization activity; NAD binding; glycerol-3-phosphate dehydrogenase [NAD(P)+] activity. The coding region runs from base 376 to 1428 and encodes 350 amino acids. Lineage: Eukaryota; Metazoa; Arthropoda; Insecta; Hymenoptera; Braconidae.